AUGACGGUUUCAGACUUAUUAAAAUGGGCACAAGAGAAGGGCACAUUCAUCUCUUCAGAUGUAGAGUUUAAAGAAUUAUCUCAAGGGAAUAUUGGAGCUAUAUAUACGGGUAAUUCAAACGGUGAAUCAAAAUCAUCAGAUGAUUUUGAUCUUCAACUUCCGAUAGAUCUUGCAAUAACUUUAAAUAGGGCAAUUGAAUCCUUUAACGAGAGUGGACAUGGUGAUUUCCGUGAUAUUGCUAAAAAGACAUCGAAUGUUAACUCUUUGUUGAAGAUGUUCUUGGCUCGAGAAAGAGCAUCGACCAGAUUGAAUUCAUCGUACUUCAAGCCUUAUUUAUCAUUAUUGCCUAAUUUAAGUGACAUCAACUCUCCGUACUGUUGGACUCCUCAGGAGAAAGCUCUCAUUAAGGGAACAAACUUGGGUAAUUCCUUAAAAGACAAUGUUGGACAAUUGGUCGAAGAAUGGUGGCAAGUGAUAAACCUUUUGCCACAAGAAUUGCCAAAGCCAGAAGAGCAUUUCAUUAAUAUGAAGUUCUACUACGAGAAUAAAUUUUACAAUGAUGAUGAUAUGUACAAUUAUUUUAUUGUCGACGAACCAAAAAAUAGAGACAAUUGGACUAGUUUUCCUUGUUAUUUGUGGGCAUCCUUAAUUUUGAAAUCGAGAUCAUUUCCUGCUCAUCUACUCAGGGGCCACGUCAAGAACUCUGAAAUUAAAGAAGAUGAAGCCAUGUUACUUCCAAUAAUAGACCUUUUGAAUCACAAUAUGAAUGCUAAAGUAGACUGGUCUGUUUCUUCUUCAAAUUCAUGUACAUAUUUCAACUUCAGAUCGAACUCAGCUGUGCCAGGUGAACAGUUGUACAAUAACUAUGGAAUGAAGGGAAAUGAAGAGUUAUUGUUAGCUUACGGAUUUUGUCUUGAAGACAAUUCGGCCGAUUCUGCAGCAUUAAAGAUUAAAGUACCUUUAGAGAUGUUACCAGAAUUAGAGUCACAGGGGGUUAAAUUGCCCACUGCAAGUGAUUAUACGACUUCUGUCAUUAGAAAUACAGAAGAAGCUAAACCAGAUACCAACACAGAUUACAGUCAGUACGAAAAUGGACUUUUAUUCUUCAUAACCAAAGACCACUUACCAGAUAACUUGAUCAAAUUAUUUCAAUUUUUAGUCAAAAAUAAAUGGGAAGAUAAAUUAACAUUGAGAACGCAACUAGCUGGGUUGAACCAAUUACGUCAAGCCAUUGAAACCAAAAGUGAUAUUCUCAAGACCCUUUCUAUUCCUGAUAAAAAUGAUACAAACUUGAAUAAUAUUAGAAUCUAUAUUUUAUCGCAAAAGAAAAUUUUUGCUGCCACCAUUAAGAAAAUCAAGCAUUUAGAGAAGGAUUUGUUAGCUGAAUUCAAAUUGCAUCUAAUCACUUUAAAGAAUGUCUACAAGAAAGAUUUGAAAUUCCAACAAUCGCUAUUGAUUAGUUUAGGUAUUUCGUCGUAUGAUGCGAUAAUCGAAUCUCAAUUCCAAGACCAAUGCUGGUUAUUAUAUUUGAUGCGUUGCUACAAUAGAGACGAGUAUAUCAAAACAGAUAAGGACGAAGAAGAUAAUUAUUUGCCAGAAUGGAUACACCAUCUGUUUAUUAAACUUGCAAAAGAAACAGAGGUUACGGCCGCAGAGAUUGUAAGCUACAAAGAAAUAUAUCAAAGUUUGAUACCUAGACUUGCAGAGAUUGUGCCAGAAAUAUAUGGAAGAGGUAAGUGGGGCGUUGAUGAAAUGAUAAUCAGUGCCAAAUUAUUAGAUCUCAUUGGCUUCGUACGAGGUAAGGACCAAGAAUGUAUAUUGGUUGAACCAUUUGAUAAAUAG
Messenger RNA from Debaryomyces hansenii CBS767, 1842 nucleotides. Its product is annotated as protein-lysine N-methyltransferase. Gene Ontology annotation, biological process: peptidyl-lysine dimethylation; peptidyl-lysine monomethylation. NCBI's taxonomy places the organism in Eukaryota, Fungi, Ascomycota, Pichiomycetes, Serinales, Debaryomycetaceae. Gene Ontology annotation, molecular function: protein-lysine N-methyltransferase activity. The coding region runs from base 1 to 1842 and encodes 613 amino acids. The transcript has a single exon. Gene Ontology annotation, cellular component: nucleus. The record is from RefSeq and is a predicted model, not a curated record.